AUGUAUGGGAGCCGUGGGGACUUGUGUGGACGCUUGGAGGUCACGGGAGCCCACGGGGGCUUGCGGAGACCCGUGAAGGCUGUUGUGGUGGGACCCACGGGAGCUGUGUGGACACGGGCGACGAGGGCGAACCACGGCGACCUGUUCGGCGACACCGGCCCAGGCUGGGCGGGAACGCAGCGGCCGGCGCCGCCCCGCGGUCACCGGGAGCCGGGUCCCGGCUUCCCCCUUCCGCCUGCCCCCAGCAACGGGGCGGGGAUGGAUGGCGGCGGGGCUGGCAGCGACCCCCGCUCGGGUAAGGCCUCAGGGCCGGAUGGUUCGGGGUGGGACGAGGCGGACCUGCGAGGUGCCUUCCUCCGGCGGUGGGAUUUCCCUCAGAGACCCGAGUCUAACCUCUCCGCCUGCCCCUCAGCUCCCGCCGGGCGCUUCCCGGUGGCGGCGGUGGAUGAGAUCCUGAAGGAUGUGCUGGGGAGCUACCUGAAGGAGCAGCCCUACGAACCGUCCCGGUGCAGAGAGCUGGUGAAGGCCAUCGCGGAGGUUAUUAAAGCUCGGGUAAAAGACCUUAUGAUCCCCAGGUACAAGAUUGUUGUGGUGACAACAAUUGGGCAGCUGAAUGAGCAGAGCAUGCAGAUUGGAAGCAGGUGCCUGUGGGAUCCUGCAAAUGACACCUUCUCGUCGUACGUGUUCAAGAACCCUUCACUCUUUGCUCUUGCAAAAGUCUAUGCUGUCUAUUUUGAAUAA
Molecule: messenger RNA, 741 nt
Organism: Indicator indicator
Lineage: Eukaryota; Metazoa; Chordata; Aves; Piciformes; Indicatoridae
Gene: DYNLT5
Product: dynein light chain Tctex-type family member 5
Exons: 3
Coding region: 1-741 (246 amino acids)
Biological process (GO): microtubule-based movement
Cellular component (GO): cytoplasmic dynein complex; cytoplasm
Molecular function (GO): dynein intermediate chain binding
Source: RefSeq, a predicted model, not a curated record